This is a messenger RNA of Coprinopsis cinerea okayama7#130, 708 nucleotides long. RefSeq names its product tubulin-folding cofactor B. Gene Ontology annotation, molecular function: alpha-tubulin binding; microtubule plus-end binding. The record is from RefSeq and is a predicted model, not a curated record. The transcript has 5 exons. Bases 1 to 708 code for a protein of 235 amino acids. Gene Ontology annotation, cellular component: microtubule plus-end; nucleus; cytoplasm. NCBI's taxonomy places the organism in Eukaryota, Fungi, Basidiomycota, Agaricomycetes, Agaricales, Psathyrellaceae. Gene Ontology annotation, biological process: cytoplasmic microtubule organization; tubulin complex assembly; post-chaperonin tubulin folding pathway.
AUGUCCGGAAUCCUGAAUAUCUGGGUUACAUCUCCCGAUACCCACUCUGAGAGGAGAAUCGAUCCUCAUUGGACUGUCGAACAGCUCAAAGGAAAACUCGAGCUGAUUACUGGUGUCCCUGUAGCGAACCAGAUUCUUACGUUGCUAGAUUCGGAUCAGGAUGGGAGGGUUGUUGCGACGUUUGACGAUGAUUCGAAGAAACUUGGGUUUUAUGGGUUGAGGGAUUGGCAGGUUAUCAAGGUAGAAGACUCCAACCCCGCAACAUCGUUCACAGGUCAACUCACCGACGUCUCUCAAGUCGAUAAAUUCGAGCUGACGGGGGAGGAGUACGCCAAACGACCCGACACCGUCCUCGCCUACAAACAGCGCAACAAGAUCGGGCGAUUCGCAGAGAAGAGCGGUAAAGACGACGAGCCACAAUCCACCUCUGUGCCGGCUGAUAUCACAAUCGGGUCCCGCUGCGAGGUCGAAUCAAGCGAACAGGGACUGAAGAAACGGGGGACGGUCCGAUUUGUUGGAGAGACCAAAUUCAGCAAGGGUGUUUGGGUCGGCAUUGAGUAUGACGAACCGUUUGGAAAAAACGAUGGGAGUGUCCAAGGGGAGCGAUACUUUUCGUGUCGAGACAAGUAUGGCGUCUUUGUGAGACCUGAUAAAGUCAAAGUUGGGGAUUUCCCUGAGGAAGAGAUUGAUUUGGACGAGGAAAUGUAA